Molecule: messenger RNA, 2193 nt
Organism: Spizellomyces punctatus DAOM BR117
Lineage: Eukaryota; Fungi; Chytridiomycota; Chytridiomycetes; Spizellomycetales; Spizellomycetaceae
Exons: 2
Coding region: 177-2138 (653 amino acids)
Molecular function (GO): protein binding
Source: RefSeq, a predicted model, not a curated record
AAAGCCGUCAUCGCACAGACAUCUUGUUGUCAAAAAGUACGUCACUUUCAGAUAUCAGAUUGUAAUAAAGACAAUUGUCCUUUCUCCAUCGGACGCUGUAAAGUAGUUUCCAAUCUGCGUGAACCCUCAUCGUCUUUAUACUUGCCCAAGAGCGUUAUCAUUCAGUGGCUCUCCGCAUGGGGACCCAUACAGCAGCCCACCGUUUCGCUCCAUUUUUUAUGACGGGACGGCUUGCAGACGCAUUGCUAAGAGUUGAUAAAAAUGAUGCGGAAGAUACGGACCCCUUUCAUAUUCCGGUCCAUAGGAUUAUUCUCGCUUCGAGCAGCCCAGUUUUUGACGCCCUCUUUGAAUCGCAGCCUCUCAGUUAUGAGGAGCACUGGAGUGGCCGCUGUCAAUCUUCGUCCUCUGCGCCAGUGGGUGUUUGGCCUUUGAAAGUCCCGAACGAACUGUCUUUGCGGCUGGUGUUGGAAUGGUGUUAUUUUUCCACUCUUUCAGAAGGAUCCCUCACCCCACUCAAUUUUUGGGCGGUGCGGGAUGUCGCAAAUCGUUUAACGAUUGAAGGGUUGGUGCGAUACGUCGACAAAUGGGCGGCUGAGGAACUUGCAAAUGGCCAUUUGUCCCACGCGCUGACUGAAAAUGACUGGGCCAACAUCAUAGUCGAAUGCGUGAGAACCGGGAUUGAAGAUCAACUUUUGGAAACUCUGGUAGUUGCGGCCGUUACAAUGUCUGUCGAUGACUCAAAGAAGGCCGCAACAUCCAAAUCAGCUUGGGAGGUGGCCAAAUACCGAUAUCUGCGUUCUAUCGUCACAAGAAAGGAUGUGACUCUUACUGCCGAAGAAAUUAAACGGUUAUUUACAAGCACAGUAACAUUCACCAAGUUUGGAAUAUCAGAGCUCGUCGAAGCACACGCAGAUCCCGCGCUUCCGAGGGAAAUCAUUGCCGAAGCUUUAAUGCAAACCUUGAUACAGAAGUCUCAGCUCAAUGCCCCCUCAUCCGUGGCCCCAGAAUCAGGGAAACCAAUGCCAAACGAGAUAGUGCUGAUAAAUGAUACGUGCAGUGGUAAGGACGAGGAUGUACCAUUAAUGGAUGCAAUUUCGCCUGCAGUUGAGCCGUCUGUUGGUCCCAUGCAAUCGACGCUGCAAUUUAUAAAAGAUGUGAAGCCGCUCAAGGAGGACCUGCGCCAUCCAGAGACGAUCAGCGAUGAGACACCUAUUUCCGCUGUGCUCGCUAGACUUCGGCAAAGUUCGCUAGACCACAUCCCGCGAUCACUUCUUCUUCCAGCCAGUCAGGAGUCCCCAAAUCGCUCAACCCAAUCUGAGUCGACGCGCACAAGUCCGGCAAGGAAUCAGUCGUGCAAUGAAGCCGAGGAUGACGAGGAGGACUUGGGCGAAGAUACCAUCACGCUGGCUAAUGUACCAGAUUUGACAUCCCAAGUACCGAUAUCCCCUAUUCUUGAUGAAGGUCCAUCGUUUUCGGAUGAGGCGCCCUUAAUAGCAUUACAGGAAUUACGAAAGCAGGUACAAACCCUAAUGGCGCGAAAAAAUCUGCAUGCCCUACCUUCUUCUGACAUGCCUGCGGGCCGACCGCGGAUACCCCAAAUUGACCAUUUUGAACGACCCUCUACACCGACCGUACUCGCCGAAGUCCGUCGUCGACUGGAAGACGUUGUUGAACAGAAGGAUGCGGAAGAUGUGGGAGAUGCCCAUCACCAGCCGAUUGAAAAUGCGCAGCAAACGACAUCAGACCAGUAUACCCGACAAACGUUUCCGGCGGCAUUUGCAAAAAAAUCGGCGCGGCCACAUAUUAAGCAAAUAUCAUUUGCGGAGGUCCCCACAUUUAUAACACCAUCGCCUUUACCCGGAAGAUCGCCGCCGUUUUCACCUGCUACUCCCGGGCAAUUGCUGGGCAUUCAAGAGUCGCCUCCUGAGCCGAUACAACACAACGAGUAUAUUCCUGUCGAAUCAUCGAUGACGUCUGGCAGCAAAAUAAUUUCCAAAAGCGACUUCACUUUUUUGGAUGUCCCAUUAUCGACGGGCAAAAAGCAGUCAUCGACAUUUACAAACGGCAAUACCUCGUUUAGAAUGCUUGGACUUAGAAAGAAACGACGGGGUAUCAUUGAAUUUUUCAAAAACUCUUAGAAUUGUAUUGAAUAUAUUUUAUAUGUAUAAUACAACGGCACCGCUUCUUGAAGGA